Messenger RNA from Nycticebus coucang (slow loris), 2565 nucleotides. RefSeq names its product calcium regulated heat stable protein 1 (gene CARHSP1). The coding region runs from base 113 to 556 and encodes 147 amino acids. Gene Ontology annotation, molecular function: mRNA 3'-UTR binding. Gene Ontology annotation, cellular component: cytoplasm. Gene Ontology annotation, biological process: regulation of mRNA stability. The transcript is spliced from 4 exons. Lineage: Eukaryota; Metazoa; Chordata; Mammalia; Primates; Lorisidae. The record is from RefSeq and is a predicted model, not a curated record.
CAGAGGGCGGGGCCGAAGCGCCCCCGCCCCUCGGGCCACGCCCCUUCCCCCGCUCGCCUCUCGCAGUUGCAGAGAAGCAGCUGGAGGAGCAGAACCCAUCGCCAGGUCAGCCAUGUCAUCUGAGCCUCCUCCACCGACACAGCCCUCCACCCAGCAGGCUUCGGCCGGGCUACUGGGCACCCCUCAUACCCGCGAGCGCUCACCAUCCCCUCUUCGGGGCAAUGUGGUCCCAAGCCCACUGCCCACUCGUCGGACAAGAACCUUUUCAGCGACGGUGCGGGCUUCACAGGGCCCUGUCUACAAGGGAGUCUGCAAAUGCUUCUGCCGAUCCAAGGGCCACGGCUUCAUCACCCCGGCUGAUGGUGGCCCUGACAUCUUCCUGCACAUCUCCGAUGUGGAAGGGGAGUAUGUCCCAGUGGAAGGCGACGAGGUCACCUUUAAGAUGUGCUCCAUCCCACCCAAGAACGAGAAGCUGCAGGCUGUGGAGGUCGUCAUCACCCACCUGGCGCCGGGCACCAAGCACGAGACCUGGUCCGGACAUGUCGUCAGCUCCUAGGAGACGCUUGAAGCGCCCCUUCUCCCCAAAGGAGGAGACUUUGCAGGGGAGGAGGAAGCAGGACCACGCUGGAGAUGACUUUGUAGCACAUGAGAUGGGGAUUCCAAGGGGGCAGGGGGCAUGGUCCCUUUCAAGUACCUCCUGGAGAAAGGGGGGGCAGGUAUGGGGGUGCUGUCGGCCACCAGCAUGGCCUCUGACCAUCGCAACAACCUCUCACCAUCUGAACAGCAUUAAAAGCAUUUGAAAAGGGGAGGCGCCCACUGGUGGCUGAGUGGAGGGGGCAAGCCCAGCCCAAGGGGUGGGUGGAAGGUAGUGUUUCCCCAAUGGCCCAGAGAAGCAGGCUCCGCCCAGAGUCUCUCUUCCAGCUGGAUUUGGGGACUCCAAAUCCCCAGAUCUAGCCCCCUGAGGGGGUGACAUGGCCCCAGUGUGACUUCUCCAGGGUGGAUUUCUACCUGAGUGCCCCUUUUGGUUCUCUUCUGGGACAGGGCAGAACAGUCUUCUCAUUCUUGGCUUGAUUGGUUCUAGGGUGAACUGGCUUUAAGGAGGGUGGGCAAAGUUGGGGGGUGGUCUUUGGAUUGGAGGGAUGUUGCCUUUUGGUGCCUUUGCAUGGGAGGUAUCCUAGGAAUCUGUCAGGGAAGACACUUUGUUUAGGAGCCUUGACCCCUGGGCUUUGUGGUCUUUGGUGCUGGGAGGCUGAACCCAAACUCCUCUCAGAACCUCGCCUGUCCCUCUGCUGGUUGAGUGUCCACUCAGCGGCCACUUUAUGGCCUUUGUCCUCAAAGUGCUUCUUGGGGGGUGAUGGAUGCAGGUAGCAGAAGAGCUCACGGAGAGGGGGAGCUCUGGAUGCAUCUAGAAGAGAGUAGGUAGCUGGUUUCCUGACAGACUGGUAAAGUCAAAAGUUGAAGGAGAAAGACACCUUUGGUGAGGGGUUUUCUUUAAAACUGCCAUUAGGAACUGUGUAGGGAUUUUGUGUUUCCUCAUUUUUAAUAACUGAAGCUCUUGCCCUGGGCCAGCUCUGUUUGCACCUUGCUGCUGACACUGCAAAUUUUUAUAGGUAUUUCUAGUAAAACAAAUCCUUAGGAUUUUCUUUGCUGUGGGCUUUGGUUUAGCUUUAGUUGUGAUUGGAAAGUAGAAAUAGCUGGGUGAUGUUUUGAAAUACAGGCAUAUGGCCUAAACAUAGUCAAGAAUUUGCUCCUCAACCACGGCAAACCCUUUGGAACAGUGGCUUUGGGGCAGAUAACAACAGGGACUAGUGGCUUCAUCAGGUGUCUUCACCCUGUGGAUAUGCUUUCUUUGAAAGGGGGUGGAAGGGAGUAGCUUUAAGACAGUGCAUUGAUUGUGUGUGUGUGUGGGAGAGUCAUGGCUGUUCCUGUCGCACUUAAGUCCACGGUUAUUUUUUUGCUGGCCUGCUGUGCACCUUGGGCAGCACCCCAGACCCUGCCCUCCCUGCCUUCCUGCCUCCGCCCCCUCUGGGUCAAAGGUGGCCUUUCCCCUCCAGCCUUGGAUCAUUCCCCAGGUGGCUCCCCAGGGGCCUCUGUGUUGGGUACAGACCACACUUCCAGAGCCACUUCUGAGGCUGAGAACCCUCAUCUUCCCCCCUGGGCUGCCCUGGAGUCUCGGGCUUUGUUCUGGGCUCGCUGUGUCCCCACGUGCUGGGGCUCUAGCACACUGCCCGACAGCAAGCUCAGGAGUUGCAUUCUGCUGUUCAGAGAUGACCUUUGGAUUCUCUCCAUCCGCAGACUCCUUUGUAAAUGGCUCUUGCUCUGACCUUCCUGUGUGACUACAUUUUUUCCAAUUGAUGAUUAUUCCGCUGGGUGUUAGAGGGACAUGGAUUCUCAGUUGACAGGUGGGGAAACUCCUUGAGGCUCUGGGAGAGAGGAAACGUGCUGUUGGCUGGUGGCCAAGCUGGAACUAGAAUCCAGGAUUCCCAAGUCCAGGUCUUUUCUUCCACCAGCCACCUUUUUUCUCAAUAAAGUUUGGUUUUGUGCAAGGCUGUGUUUGUUACUGUG